UAUACCUAAUUCAAUCCUAGGAAGCCACAGCCAACACGCCCCCUCUAUGUAUCUCUAUGGUAUACAUGGAGGGACGUUUCGGCUGUCGCUCCGUGCAGGGGUUGGCACACCCCUUCCAGCAUACUGCCAGGGCCCCGUACAAGAGAUCACGUGGGUCCCAGCAGUCGGACCCCCCCACAAUCUACAACUUGGAUCCUUUGGAUAGGGGAUAAGUUAUUUUUCACUGCACUACUCACUCACUGCACAACUGCCUGACUCUUUUAUUUUCGAGGAGAUAAGCUGCCCCAUUGAGUAUACAUCUCCCCUCUCCCCAUUGAGUACACAUGAACGCUCAGCUGAGCCGAAUGUUCACGUGUAUGGGGUAGAUGAGGUAUCUACAUAUAAAUCAAGGUGUAUGCUCAGCUAAGUGUGCAUGUUUAUAGUAGAGUCGGGAGAAAUAGCUGUCGGCUGAACAAACAUUCGGCAGACGUCUUACCACCUAAAGGCAGUGCUUCCUCAACAGGCUGUCUUAGGUUUUUACCUCAAGGCUGAAUUCAAGCUGAGCUAAUAGCAGAAAAAGGAGCAAGGAAGCUUGGAAGUACUACUGGGUUGUCUUUACUUGAUACUUUAAUGUUCAUUUUAGUGGUAUAGCAGAUCCAUGUUUUCCUGAGUUUUAUGUUUGACACUGCACUGUUUUGUAUUUAAUAAAGAAGAUUCGUUGGUAUUAACCUGUUGUGCAGGUUCUUUUAGGCCUCUCUGUAGCAGCCAUAGUUCUCUUCACUGCUGCCUCCUUAUUGAAAGUGGGGGAGAAUAUGAUGGAUCUUAACUCUGGUUGGACAUAUCAGAAAUACCCCUCAAGAAAACACAUUGUGCACGCUAUAAGAAGUCAGAAGUAUCACCUUCAAGCCCUGGCAGCAUUCAUUCUAGUCAACAGUUAUCUGCUCUUACAGCUUAGCCGGGUAGCCUCAGUGCACCCGGACAAGACAUUGGGCAAUGACACUGUACAAUUAGAGCGGAACAGAAUAGAAACAAACACUUCAGAAUUUGAGAUUGUGGUUCUGCCUGUGCCAUCCAUCAAGAUCUUACCAUUUGUGGCAUUCUGCGUGAACUUUGCUCUUCCAUUGGUCUUCUAUACAGUUGAAGAAUCAGAACCAGUAUGGCAAAAGCAACGUUUUUGGGGAUUUUACUAUUCUUUUCUUUUGCUGCUCUCAACUUUAAAAUACCUGUCCUCUGCACUCACCUUUUAUGUAGCAUGUCUAAAAGCUUAUACGUCUCCACAAAUCUUCAUUUUUCAAGGUUUUGAAACAUGGAUUCCAAGUAUAUAUGCAGUCUCCACCCUUUCUCUAUUCCUUAAUUCAUUUUUACUAAAAAUCUACAUGGAAAUGAGGUUUCAAACUCCAGCAUCAGGCUCCCCUGGCCCAAAUCUCACCCUCAGAAGAAAGGUCUGUAUUCAGCCUUCUCCGAUAGGGGUAAUUGUAACUACGCUUCUUGUAAUAGGCAGUGACGUCCCCUUUUUAUUGCACCUGGUUCAUUUUGUGCUACUUUACAGAAUGGAUACAUUAGUCAUCUGUCUGUUAGCCUUUAAUUCAGGGUUCUGCAUUUUAGGCUUUAGUGGGUGCUUGAUAUUAGGACUUAGGAAAAGGCGUAGGGUAAAAAAAUGCAGAGGAAAGCAAAAGCAAAUAGACAGUGGGGUUUGCCUAGCUGCCUCAUUUGUUUACCAGUCUGGCCCCGAAAAAGCAAACAAAGGACCUGAGAAAAGCUAAUAAAGCAUUAUUUAUUAAAAUGUAAAGACUUAGUUAUAGUAUAGCUGACGUUACAAGCAGAGUACAUAGUACAUAGCUCAGACACAAGAAAAUGUCAUGGAUUCCCUUCAUGCGCUAUUGGAAUGUUUGCAUGUUAAUAGGAGGUGGGAGGUAUGUAUUGGUAAUACAAUAAAGAAUUAUCAGUUAAGAAAUUGUUUACCUGACAAAUAUCAUGGGUCAUCCGCCUGUACACAACUGAAUUCACUUCCAGAGAUCAGGUCAAUGUGUGUCUGCCAUGUGUGGCCUAAAUGGUUUAAAGACAAUCAAUAUUCUUUGUUCCCACAUUACACAUGUUCUUUGUAUGUUACAUUUGCUUUGUAUUUUGUAGGUUACGAUAACAAUUUAUUUAUAUUGGUAUACACCAAUUUACAAUGAUCUGAGAAAUGCACAUUGCCAUCUACAUUAUGGUUUGAAUGUACAUGCUAAAACAUAUUGUAAAGUGUUACCUUAUUGUCUUUUCCAAUAAAUGUGUAAUGUUACA
Hyla sarda is the source of this 2262-nucleotide messenger RNA. RefSeq lists its product as uncharacterized. The transcript has 3 exons. The coding region runs from base 792 to 1742 and encodes 316 amino acids. Lineage: Eukaryota; Metazoa; Chordata; Amphibia; Anura; Hylidae. The record is from RefSeq and is a predicted model, not a curated record.